GUGUGAUCACGACGACCUAAGACUGCGCCAGCGUCGGCUGGUUAGAAUGAACGUCGAGUUUCAACGACGCCUAUAUUAGUUGCAACAUACCAGUGAAACUGACUGUUCAUUUCUAGAUGUCAGUUGUCGGGAUCAUACGAAUUUUCAUAACAAAACGUAAUAAUUUUUCCUGUUUAGCUAUUCAAAAUUGAAUCACUCUUUGUCUAUGUAAUAACGACGACUAAUUGAUCCUGUGGGGCGUAGAAGUUACAUUCUCUUUUGUAAAGAUGUAACUACAACAACCAUAACUCAGACAUCUCAUCACCCCUAACAGCCUUACCAAUAGGAUCAAUAUGUCCUGUCCUUUUCAACGUCCCUUCGGAACAUCAAAUGUUCAAAAUGGUGGUGCGGCUCUCAAACGAAGCUUCACUACUAAACAAAACUCGAUUCAAAUAAAUGACGACCAAUUCGAAGAAGAUAGAAAUACUCUCAACUUAAAGCAUUUAAACGAAGCAAUAUUGAUACUUACUUGUCCAACGAACGAAGCUGUCCAACAAGGUCUUGCUUCUUUAAUUGUGAAACAAUCUCCGGCAAAUCGUUAUAGGUACCGCUGCCUAGAUAGGUUACCGCAAAAUGUGAAAACUUGCUCUCACUACGCUUAUUUAGAUGAUCUUUAUGAUGUUGUUAAAUGUGAAAACGAUAUAGAUGUAAGCUUAUUUUUCGAUUCUCUUGGACAAGAAUUAAUAAUGUCUUCACUCACCGGUCGUACUGAACGGGCUUUUAUGUGUCUUGGUGGUAAUCUCAAAGAAUUUCUCACAACUUUGGAUGGUGUCUAUGAUGUGUUGAAGUAUCAAGAAAACGGUCGCGAAAACGGACAUGAAGCCGAAGCGUUUGUUUGUACAGUUAUCGAUGCCGACAAUUUACAAUUGGAUUUCACAACGGAAAAACCAGCAGUAGCUUACCUUUUUGUAGGAUGUUUGAAAGCAAUUGGAAGGAUAUUAUAUAAUACUCAAGUAGAGAUUGUACUCAACCAAGACAUAGUAGAUAAACGACAUUUCAGAUUCAAAAUCAGUUUGAAAUCACCGGCAACAAGAGCAUUAAUUUCGGAUAAACCUGCUCCAGAUUAUUCAAGCAGCAAAUUGCAGAUGGGCGUGAGUACGUUUUGCAAAGCUUUCCCGUGGCACUUCGUUUUAGAUCAUCGUCUAGAAUUUGUGCAAUUGGGUAGCGGAUUCAUGCGUCUUUUUGGCCAGUUUUUGAACACUUGUGGUGCGUCGGUAUCUACAUACUUCGAAUUUCAACGACCUCGUAAUAUUACUUUGUCUUUCAACGAAAUUGUAAAAAGGGCAAAUACGCCGUUCCUAUUAAGUAUUAAGAAAUUAUCUACCAAAGGGGAUUUCACGGCCGAGGAUCUAAAACUUAAAGGGCAAAUGGUGUUUUGUCCGGAAUCAAAUUCAAUUUUAUUUAUCGGUUCUCCCUUCAUCGAUGGACUUGAGGGUCUUACAGGAAGUGGACUUUUCAUCUCCGACAUUCCACUGCACGAUGCUACUCGAGAUGUAAUUUUAGUAGGGGAGCAAGCAAGAGCGCAGGAUGGUUUGAGAAGAAGAAUGGAUAAACUGAAGAGCUCUAUUGAAGAAGCCAAUAGAGCUGUUGAUAAAGAGAGAGAAAAGAACGUCAGUUUGUUACAUUUAAUAUUUCCACCAGAUAUUGCAAAGCGACUUUGGUUAGGUGAAACAAUUGAAGCGAAAACUUACGAAGAUGUCACAAUGUUAUUCAGCGAUAUAGUUGGGUUUACUUCAAUUUGUUCCACAGCGACACCGAUGAUGGUUAUCAACAUGCUCCAAAACCUGUAUAAUAAAUUCGACAUUUUUUGUGGACAAAUUGAUGUGUACAAGGUAGAAACUAUUGGCGACGCAUAUUGUGUUGCUGGUGGGCUACACAAGGAAACCAACACCCAUGCUCAACAGAUUGCUUGGAUGGCUCUAAAGAUGAUAGAGGUUUGUUCUUUGCAUCAAACUCACCAGGGCCAACCAAUUAAGAUGCGGAUUGGAAUUCAUACAGCUCCAGUUCUAGCUGGUGUUGUAGGAGUGAAAAUGCCUCGUUAUUGUAUGUUUGGACAUAAUGUGACUAUAGCAAAUAAAUUCGAAUCUACCAGCGAACCUCUCAAGAUUAAUAUCAGUCCUACAACGUUCGUACGAUUGAUUAGAGCUGGUGGUUUUAUAACUGAAGAACGUGACGUAACUUGUCUCCCUAAAGGGUUUCCCUCUCACAUACCCGGUACUUGUCACUUCCUUACUGGUUAUAAGCAUCAGGAUGUUGACGAAAAUGCUACUAUGGCUGAACAUAUCGAAGCUGGACUAUUGGAUAUCGGUUUAAAAUGGGAUCACACUUCUUAAGACUGGUUAAGAACUAGCAAUAAAAACUGCAAUAGCAAAUUUUUACAGUGUGGAAGUAAUAAUAAUGAAAAAUUAUUUUUAAGCUUUUUCUCCUACUUAUACCUCACUACUUUUUGGUAUUAUAUACUAUGUAAUAAUAAUUUAUUUCCAAGAAAAAAUAUACACUCGAAACACA
Diorhabda sublineata is the source of this 2547-nucleotide messenger RNA. RefSeq names its product head-specific guanylate cyclase (gene Gycalpha99B). The coding region runs from base 333 to 2372 and encodes 679 amino acids. Gene Ontology annotation, biological process: response to oxygen levels; cGMP biosynthetic process. Lineage: Eukaryota; Metazoa; Arthropoda; Insecta; Coleoptera; Chrysomelidae. Gene Ontology annotation, cellular component: guanylate cyclase complex, soluble. Gene Ontology annotation, molecular function: guanylate cyclase activity; heme binding. The transcript has 13 exons. The record is from RefSeq and is a predicted model, not a curated record.